CAGCGGCGGAACUUCCAAAGUUUGAAUUGCACUCGCCGGUUUCGAAAAUUUGCCCAAUUUUUAAUCAAAAUGUCGAUUUUUAAUAGUUUUCCUCACUUGCCAGGACCAGAAGAGACUGCAUUUUGUAAAAUUAACGAGUCAUAUUGCUGCGGAAAUGUUCGUUAUGGAAGCAUUUCUACUUUCUCAAAUUCGAUCAAACAGCAUCCAAUAAUCAAUGUUACAAAAGAUUUACACCACCACAGGCUGUCGGAUGAAAACAUAACUAUGUAUAUCGAUGUCGAAGACAAUUUGCUGAAAAAAAUAACAAGUGUGUGGUAUAAACAAGGUUUUUUAGAAGCUUUGAGCGUUGCUGCCGAUACCAAUGUGAACCGAGAAAGCAAAGUGCUAGCUUUAACAGCGUCAUAUGCUUUGAAAGUGACGAAUUUGUUUACUACAUUACGAUACUUCAUGCAGCCGCAUUUGAAGGACAUAGGGCCUAAAAUCGUAUCGAAAUACUCAAGAACUAGAACCUGGAGUAGUUCACCUGUGAAGUGCCUUGCUUGGCAUCCGCAUACUACAAAAAUUGCUUUAGCAACAGCUGAUGAUAAUGUAAGAGUGUAUUGUUCCGAAGUUUCAUUUGUAUCUACCUUAAAAUGUAAGGCGCAAGGUCAUGUGUCGUCAUUAUGCUGGAGACCAUACUCAGCAUCUGAAAUAGCGGUUGGAUGUGAACAGGGUGUGAUUGUAUGGACUGUUGACCCAAAUUCCAUGUUCACAAAACCAUCUUCCAGUAAUGCAGUUGUUUUAAAGAGAUCUGGACACAGUCCAGUUACAGACGUGAGCUGGUCUCCAAAUGGCGAUCUCUUAGUCAGCUGUUGUGGAGCAGACACCUCUAUGCUAGUUUGGGACGUCAGUAUGGAAAUGGCUGUACCUUUGCGGAGAGUUGCAGGAGGUGGCAUUGUGUUUGCUAGAUGGUCUUUGAGUGCUAGUAAAAUAUUUGCUGCUACAUCUUCUAUUAUAUUCAGGGUGUGGGACACUCAAGCCUGGACCCCCGAGCGUUGGUGUGCCCGGGGCUGCCGGGUUGUAGCUGCUUGUUGGGGACCCAAAGAUAUGGUGCUGUUUGCUGCUAAAGGAGAACCUAUUGUCUAUGCCUUGAGCAAUACUGGCUUGAUGAAUGGAGCAAAGUCAACCAAAGCACAACCAGUUCUUGACGUAACAAAAAUAGAACUACCCUCUGGAGAAGCGGUGGGAGGACCCAUACUGGAUAUGUGCUGGGACCCCACAGGCAGCUACCUGGCGAUACUGUAUGAAGAAACCCACCUCAUAUCUGUGUUCUGUACAACACAACUGAUGAUGCAGCUUAGUAUUACACCAUGUUGCUUCAUCAGUGGCAUAGACAACGAAGUGCCGUCAACCAUGGCCUUCCAACAGAACUUCACAGAGGGCGCUUGUCUGUCCAUCGCCUGGUCAAGCGGUAGGAUACAACACUUCCCCAUUAUAUACACUGACAGUUAUUGACGUAAUAUUACAGCAUGGCAACACUGAACAAUUUGAUUCUUUUUUCAAAAUAUAACUGGUUAACAUUAAUCAGUAGCAUUCCAGUUAAUUUUUUUUUUAUUGUGAUAGAUUGGACUGUCAAUAAUAACUAUCAAAAAAAAGACCACAGCAGUACUGUGCUGGAAGUAAUGUGAAUCCGGAUUGGUUAGUUAUUAUAUUAUAUUUUAAGAAGUAUCAAACAAUUUUUGUAAUGUAUCAAUGGUAUUUGUUGUAAAAAGUUUAUCUUGAAAAUAUAUUUUUUAUUUAUAUGUU
This is a messenger RNA of Pararge aegeria (speckled wood butterfly), 1785 nucleotides long. RefSeq names its product aladin-like. Gene Ontology annotation, cellular component: nuclear pore. The coding region runs from base 70 to 1494 and encodes 474 amino acids. NCBI's taxonomy places the organism in Eukaryota, Metazoa, Arthropoda, Insecta, Lepidoptera, Nymphalidae. The transcript has 6 exons. Gene Ontology annotation, molecular function: protein binding. Gene Ontology annotation, biological process: nucleocytoplasmic transport. The record is from RefSeq and is a predicted model, not a curated record.